Messenger RNA from Manihot esculenta (cassava), 1782 nucleotides. RefSeq names its product monodehydroascorbate reductase 4, peroxisomal. The transcript is spliced from 7 exons. Lineage: Eukaryota; Viridiplantae; Streptophyta; Magnoliopsida; Malpighiales; Euphorbiaceae. The record is from RefSeq and is a predicted model, not a curated record. Gene Ontology annotation, molecular function: oxidoreductase activity, acting on NAD(P)H; flavin adenine dinucleotide binding. The coding region runs from base 109 to 1545 and encodes 478 amino acids. Gene Ontology annotation, cellular component: cytoplasm.
AAUCAAAGCUUAGCUUGGGGAUAGAUUCAAAACUAGCGAUGGUCGUUCUUUCUUUGGGGCAAGAACAGGCCAUCACAGGUUUCUGCAGAGAAGAUUGAAAAGAGAGAGAUGGGAAGAGCUUUUGUUUAUGUGAUUCUAGGAGGAGGGGUCUCAGCUGGUUAUGCAGCUCUUGAAUUCACAAGGAGAGGGGUCUCUCGUGGCGAGCUCUGCAUCAUCUCUGAGGAACCUGUUCCUCCAUAUGAGAGACCUGCACUGAGCAAAGGGUGUUUACUUCCAGAAACUCCAGCACGCCUUCCAUCAUUCCACACUUGUGUUGGAGCUAACGAGGAAAGAUUGACUCCAAAAUGGUAUAAAGAACAUGGAAUUGAAUUGGUCCUUGGAACUAGAGUCAAGUCUGCUGAUGUGAAACGUAAGACACUACUUACUGCAGCCGGAGAGACCAUAAGCUACAAGAUUCUUAUCAUUGCAACAGGUGCUCAGGCUUUGAAGCUUGAAGAAUUUGGAGUGAGUGGAUCAAAUGCUGAAAAUGUUUGUUAUUUACGAGAUUUAGCUGAUGCAGAAAGGCUUGUUAAUGUGAUGCAAUCAUGUGCUGGUGGGAAUGCUGUCGUCAUUGGUGGUGGCUACAUUGGAAUGGAGUGUGCUGCAUCUUUGGUGAUCAAUAAAAUCAACGUGACUAUGGUUUUCCCUGAAGCACAUUGCAUGGCCCGAUUGUUUACACCCAAGAUUGCUAGUUAUUAUGAGGAUUAUUACAAAUCUAAAGGAGUAAAAUUCAUCAAGGGAACUGUCUUAUCAUCUUUUGAUAUGGAUUCCAAUGGAAAGGUCACAGCUGUUAAUCUUAGAGAUGGAAGUCGGCUACCUGCCAACAUGGUUGUGGUAGGAAUUGGAAUACGUCCAAACACAAGUCUCUUUGAAGGCCAACUAACUUUGGAAAAGGGUGGGAUCAAGGUGAAUGGUCGAAUGCAGACAAGCAACAGCUCAGUCUAUGCUGUAGGAGAUGUUGCAGCAUUUCCUGUCAAGCUUUUUGGUGAAACUCGUAGGCUUGAGCAUGUUGAUUCAGCUCGAAAAUCAGCAAGACAUGCUGUUUCUGCGAUAAUGGAACCAAAGAAAACAGAUGACUUUGACUACCUGCCAUUUUUCUAUUCCAGGGUCUUCGCUUUGUCUUGGCAGUUUUAUGGAGACGCUGCAGGGGAAGCGGUGCAUUUUGGGGAUUACUCGGGAAGUACGAUUGGAGCAUACUGGAUAAGCAAAGGUCAUCUUGUUGGAUCAUUCCUUGAAGGUGGAAGCAAAGAAGAUUACGAAGCUAUAGCGAAUGCCACCAGACUAAAGCCAGCAAUCAAGGACUUGACUGAGCUAGAAAGACAGGGUUUGGGUUUUGCAUUGACAAUUAGCGAGAACCCACUUAGAUCUCCCCCUGGUAAUGUUGGUGGUUCUAGCCUCAUUUUGGAAAAACCAUUGUAUGCUUGGCACGCUACGGCAGGUGUUAUUGUAGCGGCAUCAGUAGCUGCAUUUGCAUAUUGGUAUGGAAGGAGGCGCAGGAGGUGGUGAAGAAAGUUGACGAAUUCUUUAGGUGAACUCUAUGAUCACAUUGUUGUAGCAUUGAUAGGUAUAGUUGAUUUGGCUAGCUAAUCUAGAUAUGUCACUCAAUACACGAGUAAAUAUCAUCAGUUUAUUACUGUGGCAUAUUGUUAAUUUUCAAUUGCACGCAUAUCUGUUCAGUACACUAUAACCUGCCCAUAUUCAUGGGGAAUGAAAUAUCGUGCUCAAAUGUAUUCGUAUUUCUUC